AUGUGGCGCCAGAUCCUUCAGCGUAUGGGUAUCGUUCCCCAUCCCAAACUGGUAAGGCGCCUUAAACCUGACAAACCCGUCCAUGGUUUAUUUUGUUGCCCUGGGCGUUAUGGAAUAGAGGCGGGUGAAGUGCUUUGCAGCGUCCCGUGCUGUUUGUGUGUGGCGCCCAACAUUUCCAACCACAUCCACUACGGCCCCGCUCUCAUGAGAGCUGUUUCAUCUCAUAGCACAACUGAGGGCAUGGUUAGGGUAGAGUAUUCGAGGGAAAGUGCGUUAACCACAGUUCUCUGUGCAAUCCACAUGUCGCAUGGUCCUAGUGAUUUAAGGGAGUAUUUGGAGUGGAUUGUUGUGGAGAGGCCGGAUGAUAUUAGUAUGAACCACGCCCUCGGAACCGAAUUGUAUGGACACCUGCGAACGAUUGAAAGAAUAAAUGCAGAAAUUAUCACGCAGCUUUGUGUCGAUGCCCGGAGCGUUGGGGUACCCAUUAGUAUUGAAACAAUGAAGCGAGCCCAUGCAAUUUGCAGCAGUCGAUGCGUGGACGUCCCCACACAUGCUGAUAUAUUUGGUGGGCCCGCACUGGUUCCCUUCGUCGAUCUCAUCAACCACUCUAGCGAAGAUCCAAACAUCACCGUGGCCGUAGAAAGUUUUCCGUUCCUUCACUGUGAACAAAACCAGAUGCUGUUGGAGCACUUUUACGUUACUGUGCGUGCGGAAGGUGGCAUCCACCCCGAAGAAGAGUUACACUAUCAGUAUCUCGAGCCAACGGACAGGCAAUCAACCAACCCAUUAUAUUGGGCUUCUCGCUUCCAUAUGUUCGAUUAA
Trypanosoma brucei brucei TREU927 is the source of this 822-nucleotide messenger RNA. RefSeq lists its product as hypothetical. The record is from RefSeq and is a predicted model, not a curated record. Bases 1 to 822 code for a protein of 273 amino acids. The transcript has a single exon. NCBI's taxonomy places the organism in Eukaryota, Euglenozoa, Kinetoplastea, Trypanosomatida, Trypanosomatidae.